Syzygium oleosum is the source of this 1765-nucleotide messenger RNA. RefSeq names its product galacturonokinase. Gene Ontology annotation, molecular function: galactokinase activity; ATP binding. The transcript has 14 exons. NCBI's taxonomy places the organism in Eukaryota, Viridiplantae, Streptophyta, Magnoliopsida, Myrtales, Myrtaceae. Gene Ontology annotation, cellular component: cytosol; cytoplasm. The coding region runs from base 294 to 1604 and encodes 436 amino acids. The record is from RefSeq and is a predicted model, not a curated record. Gene Ontology annotation, biological process: galactose metabolic process.
UCAUCAAAACCGUCGCCUUUUUCACUCCCGUCUCCGACCGACCGCAACUCUCUCUCUCUCUCUCUCUCUCUCUCUCUCUCUUCUGCUUCUUUUCAAACGAUGAUUGCCCCCCUCACCCACCGCCACCGGCUCCACCAUUGCUUCUGAUCCCUUUCGCCACCGCUGCUACAUCCCUCUCUCGUUCAGUUGCAGACAGAGACCGCGUGUGUAUAUGCACAACUCUCUCGCCUCCGCCGAGGUUUCACGUUCACUGUCCCGUUUGCUGCAGUUUCGGACAACGAUCUGGAAGGAAGAUGGGCGAGUCGUCUUGGCCUUCUGACGCGCAGUUGAACUAUAUCCGCAAUGUUGUUUCUCAAAUGGCUGGCCGAAGAACAGAUGAAGUUCAGGUUGCAGUAUCUCCUUAUAGAAUUUGCCCCCUGGGAGCUCAUAUAGAUCACCAGGGUGGAACGGUUUGCGCUAUGGCAAUUGACAAAGGAAUACUUCUUGGAUUUGUUCCUUCCGGAGAUAGUCAGGUUUAUCUACGUUCUGAGCAGUUCAGAGGAGAAGUUCGGUUUAGAGUUGAUGAAAAUCAGCACCCGAAACCUAUGAAUGGGACAAACCUGAAGGUACAUUCAAAUGGUUCUUCCACACAACAUGAAGACUGUGAUUGGGGAAAUUAUGCAAGAGGAGCUCAAUAUGCUCUGCAAAGUACAGGUCACCGUCUUUCUCAGGGUAUAAUUGGAUACAUCUGUGGUUCUAAGGGCCUUGACAGUUCAGGCCUUAGCUCUUCUGCUGCUGUGGGAAUUGCCUACUUGUUGGCUUUUGAAAGGGCAAAUAAUUUACUCAUGUCUCCUGCAGAAAAUAUAGAGUAUGACAGGUUGAUUGAAAAUGAAUAUUUGGGCCUUAAGAAUGGCAUUCUGGAUCAAUCAGCUAUUUUACUAUCAAGUCAUGGUUGUCUCACUUCCAUGAAUUGCAAGACUAAAAAGCAUGAGCUUAUUCGUUUUUCAAAGUUGCAAAAGGACAUUCCUUUGGUGCCAAAAGCUUUCAAAAUCUUGUUGGCCUUUUCAGGCUUGAAGCAAGCUUUGACCAGUAAUCCUGGGUAUAACCGCCGUGUUGAAGAGUGUCAGGAGGCUGCAAAGUUUCUCUUGGAUGCUUCUGGAAAUGGCAAAACGGAGCCUGUCCUGUCUGAUGUUCAUCCUGAAGUUUACGAAGCUUAUAAGCAUAAAUUAGAAACAAACCUAGCUAAAAGAGCUGAGCAUUAUUUUUCAGAGAAUAUGCGCGUUCUGAAAGGAAUUGAAACUUGGGCUACAGGAGACAUGAAAAAAUUCGGAGAGCUAAUCUCAGCAUCCGGUUUAAGUUCAAUUCGGAAUUAUGAAUGUGGUGCCGAACCGCUCAUACAAUUGUAUGAAAUUCUUCUUAGGGCUCCCGGUGUGUUCGGGGCACGAUUCAGUGGCGCUGGAUUUAGAGGAUGCUGUCUUGCAUUUGUCGACGCCAAUAAAGCUGCAGAAGCUGCAUCAUUUGUCAGGGGAGAGUACUCCAAGCGCCAGCCUAAGUUGGCAAGCGAACUGAACCAAGAAACAGCAGUAUUGAUAUGUGAUGCAGGUGACUGUGCUCGAGUCAUCUGAUGAGCUUCUUUUCAAUUCAUCAUUCAUUUCAUAUGUUUGUUUCUUCGAUGAUUUUGUGAAUGCGAAAACAAUCUCCUCUUCUGAUACAUUGAGCGAAUAUCGUGGCCUAUGCGAACUGACAAGUUCUACCAAUUGUGAAGGAAACCAGCUCGAAACUAUAA